Messenger RNA from Limulus polyphemus (Atlantic horseshoe crab), 969 nucleotides. RefSeq lists its product as uncharacterized. The record is from RefSeq and is a predicted model, not a curated record. Bases 89 to 847 code for a protein of 252 amino acids. Lineage: Eukaryota; Metazoa; Arthropoda; Merostomata; Xiphosura; Limulidae. The transcript has 4 exons.
AUUACGAAUUCAAGAUCAUGAGACACAAAUUUCAUAGAGAACGUCCAUGACUUUGCCUAUAUAGGUGCUUACUGAGGUUAGAAUAGCAAUGAGCAUACUACCUCAUACAGGGUUAGUUUUUACCUUCCUUUCUCUAUCAGCAGGUAUCAAUGGCUUCAUCCUCCGUAGUGGUGGGGACCCAGAUUUUGAGGCCUACCUGCGCGAGGUACUUGAGAAUUUUCGGAAUACAAUGGAAUACGGAAUUCCGCCGAUAGGUGUCCCACCACUAGAUCCGCUGACUCUUCGUAACAUCGAUAUAAAUGUAAAAGAAGACGUCGCUGAUGUUGAAUUGAAAUUUUACGAACUAAAAAUCGAAGGACUUUCAAAAUUCGUCGUCGAUAAAAUGGAAUCCAACUUAGCCAGCUACUACGCAAAUAUUGGACUUUCUCUACCUCAUCUGGUGGUGACUGGUCAGUAUUAUUUGGCUGGAAAGGUGAUCGGUAUAUUCCCCCUGAAAGGAGAAGGAGACUAUCAGAUAAUUGCAGAAGGUAUCCACAUCGGUGGUAUGGGACAGCUAGCUUUCAACGGACAAGAUCUACAGUUUGAUAAGCUGAAUCUAGGGCUAAGCUGGAAUGAACUGAAAGUUAAUCUAGAAAAUUUUCUUGGUGGUGGACAGUGGUCAAAGCUAAUCCAAGUGCUACUUCCUGCUAUAGGCAAAGGCAUCUUUGAUCGCUUCAAACCCAAGGUCAUGGAACUCCUCAACAAAGCUCUGAUGAACAAGGUGAAUGAAGAGCUUCGAAAGCCGGAAGUCAAGGAAAUAAUUAAAGGAAUUUUCCCAGACAGAUUUCUUAACAACCUGAAAACUUAAGUGUGGAUAAUCCUGAAAAGCUUGUAUCGAUAUUGCUAUGAUGUUAAUGUAAUUAAAUAAGUUUAUCAAUAAUUAUAUAUACCUUCAAAGUGCAAUAAUAUUACAACUUAAGCAGUGUUACA